AUGGUGGAAAACACGAAAUCUGCUUUGGCUGCCUUCUCCUCCCCGGGGUCGCUGCCCCUGCUGGUGCCGGCCGCGGGCGGCGGGGGGCUCCGGCUGGAGGCGGUGAUGGAGAAUCUGCAGCGGCAGCAGGCGGCGCGGCUGGCCCGCGGGGAGGAGAAGCUGCGGCGGGGGCAGGCGGAGCCCGGCCCGGGGCAGCUGCGCUCGGUGCUGGGGAGCCGCAUCCAGCAGUACCGGGCGGCGGUGCGCUGCGGGCUGCCCCCCCGCGGCCGCCUGGGGGGCUCCCCGCCGGGGCCCGGCGCCCCGGAGCACGCCGAGGAGGAGGAGGACUUGGAGGGAGAGGCGGGGGCGGCCCGGUACCCCCCGCGCUCCCCCAGCGCCCCGCAGCAGCGCCCGGAGCCCGCCCGCUCGCUCUCCCCGCCGCGCCAGCCGCCGCCCCAGCACCACGAGUGGACCUACGAGGAGCAGUUCAAGCAGCUCUACGAUCUGGACGACGACCCCAAGCGGAAGGAGUUUCUGGACGACCUCUUUGGCUUCAUGCAGAAGAGAGGGACUCCGGUGAACCGAAUCCCCAUCAUGGCAAAGCAGGUGCUGGACCUGUACGUGCUGUACCGGCUGGUGACCGAGAAGGGCGGCCUGGUCGAAGUGAUCAACAAGAAGAUCUGGCGGGAGAUCACCAAAGGCCUCAACCUCCCCACGUCCAUCACCAGCGCGGCGUUCACACUCCGCACGCAAUACAUGAAAUACCUGUACCCCUACGAAUGUGAGAGACAAGCCCUCAGCUCCCCGGGUGAGCUCCAGGCCGCCAUCGACAGCAACCGGCGAGAGGGACGGAGGCAGAGCUUUGGGACGGCACUUUUCAGCUACUCCCCCGUGGGCACCCCUGCCAUGCUGGCCUCCCCGAAGAUCCCCGUGCCAGCCCUCGCCAUCUCCACCCACAGCUGCAACCAGAUGAGCCAAGCGCACGCCAUUAAGAAAGAAGACGGAAUCCUGUCGGCGGCGGUGCCCAGCCGGAUCGCCAUCCCCGUCAGCCUGGCAGGGCACCACAUAGCCGCUGCCCAGGCGGCCGCCGCGUCCCAGGCGGCCGCGCUCGAGCAGCUGCGGGAGAAGCUGGAGGCAGGGGAGCCGCCCGAGAAGAAGAUGGCGCUGAUGGCGGAGGAGCAGCAGCGGCUGAUGCAACACGCCCUGCAGCAGAACCUCCUGGCCAUGGCCUCGCAGUUCCCCAUGAACAUCAAGCUCAGCAGCCGAGCAGAUGACAGACAGGAGACCGCAUUGAAUCUGUCCACCAACGGCAUUAGCAGCAUCAACAUGUCAAUAGAAAUAAAUGGAGUUGUCUACGCAGGAUCAGUUGGCCAUGGCGUGGGGGUGGGGACUCGCACAGACAGAUGGACGGACUUAUGCUGCAGCCAAGGUGGUGGACGGCAGCUCCCCUACUCGUGCCCGCUGGAGAACUCACCGUCCAGAGCCAGGAAUGGAACUGAGAUCCCUGAAUCUGAACGGUCCUUUGCUGUCCACAAACGUCCAUCCGUGAAACCCGCUGGCAAAGUGUCUCUCAUGCCAGUGGGCUGGCAGAAGGGCUACGCACCCCAGUAA
Messenger RNA from Gopherus flavomarginatus (Mexican gopher tortoise), 1590 nucleotides. RefSeq names its product AT-rich interaction domain 3C (gene ARID3C). Gene Ontology annotation, cellular component: nucleus. The transcript has 9 exons. The record is from RefSeq and is a predicted model, not a curated record. The coding region runs from base 1 to 1590 and encodes 529 amino acids. Lineage: Eukaryota; Metazoa; Chordata; Testudines; Testudinidae. Gene Ontology annotation, molecular function: DNA binding. Gene Ontology annotation, biological process: regulation of transcription by RNA polymerase II.